GACUGGGAUAAAGCGCUGUCUGGAGACUGUUGCUGGCGGUCAUCUGGUGCUCAUUGAUUGCGUGGUCGUCCCAGCCUCGGCCCCCAGAGCCUCCUCUGCCCUCUUCCCCGGGAGCAGCCCCUUCGCUGAGCUGGCGCAGCCAGGAGAGAUGCGGCGGAAGCUGGACCUGUCGGGCCUGACGGACGAUGAGGCAGAACACGUCCUGAAGGUGGUGCAAAGAGACAUGAAGCUGAGGAAGAAGGAGGAGGACAGGCUCAGUGAGAUGAAACAGGAGCUGGCGGAGGAAGGCAGCAGAUGCUCCAUCCUCACCAGGCAGCACCGCUUCAACGAGCACUGCUGCAUCCGCUGCUGCGCCCCCUUCACCUUCCUGCUCAACCCCAAGCGGCCCUGCCUCGACUGCUGCUUCAACGUCUGCAAGACCUGCCGCACCUACAGCAAGAAGGAGCGCGCCUGGCUCUGCUCCGCCUGCCAGAAGACCCGGAUUCUAAGGACCCAGUCUCUGGAAUGGUACUACAACAACGUCAAGAGUCGUUUCAAACGCUUCGGUAGCGCCAAGGUCUUGAAGACUCUGUACAGGAAGCACAUCAUAGAGAGAGGAACCCUCUCCGAACUCCCAGAGAGCAGUAUCAACGAAGGAAGCAACGACAACGAUGGCAGUGUGUGUGGCAGUGACUCCACCUUCUACAGGCAGAGUGAUGAACACAGCAUGGCAGAUACCCUUACAGUUGCUUUACGCGUUGCUGAAGAAGCCAUAGAGGAAGCCAUUGCCAAGGCAGAAGAAUUCAGUGACAGUUUGGAGAAACAGAAUGAGGCUCGAUAUCUACGGGACCACAAAGAGGAACUUAUAGAGGAACUUGCUACAACCAUUGUACAGAAAAUUAUUCAGAGGAGGAAGCGUUCAGAGAUGCAAUCUGAGUAUGACUUUGUGUGGCCCCAGUCUCAGAGCCAGUCCCAGGGCCGACCUGGCGAGUUGCCCUCCCCCCCUCAGACCCCCCAUGCUGACCUGGCUCAGGGCUCCCAGGCCCAGCUCCACAGCUCUUACUCCCUCUGGAGAUCCAGGUCAGCCUUCUCCCUGACCAGUGACGACUCCCCAGAGAAGCCCUCAGAGGGGGGGUUGGGGGCCGGCGGGGGCUUGCAGCACUACACCUCCCUGAAGAGGGACGCCAAGGCCGCGUCGCUGCCUAGCUGGAAGAGUGUGGACCGCCUGGACAACUCCAGUGCGUCCUCUGUGCUCCAGAGCCCAGACGGUAACUGGAUGGCCCUGCAGAGUUCCCAGCUGUCCCGCCCCAGCCUCCUCACCAAGAGGAAGAGCCUGGUCUUCAGCGUGCUGGAGAAGGAGUCCGGCGUCGUCUCCGCCUACGACGAGAUGGGCUCUGCCUCCGAGUCGGACCGCGAGGAUGAGGGGGGCUGGGCCUCGGCCCUGAUGCAGUUCCGCAGGAAGCUGUCGGAUGAGACAUACUACACCGACUCCCAGCACGAUCCAGAGUGGACGUACACCCCUCACCUCCCCGUCACCUCGCCGUCCUCGGGGCAGUACACCAACACCGAGACCCUCAACUCCGACUCGGAGCCCUCGUCCGUCCCCUCCGCUCGCCCCCGCAAGCCCCCUCACAACCUGGGGAAGAAGAAAGCCCCCCCAGACACCCAGCUGCACCCCCAACACCCUCCGCACCACCCCCAGCACCAACAUCCACAGCAUCAUCCUCCUCAUCACCAUCCUCCCCAGCAGAACCCCCCCUCGUUCCCGCAGCGCCCCCAGGCCCUGGAUGUGAACUUUAACCCCAAGGUGACGGGGGACAGCAGCGAGGCGGAGGAGCGCCAGGUUGACCCCAUCAGGAGGUCGCGGCGACGCAGGAAGAGCAAGAGGGAACCGGCUGAACAGGGGAGGGGGGGCAACCAGCCCCCCAAGCAGCCUGCGCCGCCCACUACAGUACAGGAGAACAGUGGCUUCCUGCUCAGCAGCCUGUUGAAGAGGGGAAUGCGUGAGGAGAAUCCGCCCCAUGACAUUCCCGCGCCCAUGAUGGAGGCCUCCACCUCGGAUGUCAUGACCCCAGAGUCCGGGGACCUGGACACAGAUGCCCCUGUCUCUGCUGCCCCCAGCCACCCCGGCCGGAACCCCCAGGCCCCCCUGCCCCCCCUUGACCCUGGCCCCCAGUCGCUCAGCAGCUCCGGACCAGGUUCUGGAGACACCCUGGAGCAGGAGGUCCGCUCCAAACUCAGCGAGAUGGUCAGCCGGGCCAACAGCAAGGAAAUGACAUCGUCUGAGGACGAGGCGACUAAGCGUCUCGGAGAGAGGCCGCUGGACAGAGGAAGUGACAGACAGCAGGACAAGCAGAGCCUGAGAGAAAGACCCAGCUUUAAGGAGAGGGAGAAACCAAGAGAAGUGCAAGAGCAGGGCAACGGGCCCGACCUGAAAAGGCGAGAAACGCUUAUGGAAAGUCCUGUGUUGAGAGAGGAAGAGAGGCUCAAGGCAAGGAGAUUGGAAACCGGGGGAAAGAGUUGGGAAGAUAAAUCAGAUGACAGCAUAGGAGAAAAGAGAUUGGUGAAGAGAGAGGAGAGCAGGCAAAGCAAGAGACAACAGAGGAGAGAGGUGGACAGAGAACCAGAGAAGGGAACAGAACCAACGGAGGAGAAGUCCGGAUCCACUCCCUCCUCCCCUGCCAUUUCCCCUUCUCUCCUGGAGGGGGCGCUGUCAGAGGGACAGCAGGAGGGCCCGAAUGGGCUGGAUCUACAGCAGAGACUACAGUUACUCUCCUCUCUCUUACAGCAGCAGAAGGACACGGCGGCGUCUCUGUGCAGCAUUACCACUGAGGUCCUAAAGGUGCUCAAUGCCACGCAGGAGCUGAUAGGCGAGGCUGGCAGUGGCAGCGCCACUCCGUCCGAGUCCAUGAGUGCCCACGAGUCCUCCAUCUCCAGCAGCUGUGAGACACGAAGACUGGACCAGAGACUCACCAAGAUGGAGGAAAAUGUGUACCUGGCUGCAGGAGCGGUGUACGGCCUAGAGGGGGAGCUGGGGGAUCUGGAGGAUUGUGCGCGCAGCAUCAACAGUGGCACCUCAGACAGAGACCUGGCCUUCUUGGAGGACCAGGUGGCCACGGCCGCAGCCCAGGUGCAGCAGUCUGAGCUCCAGAUUUCUGAUAUUGAGGCUAGGAUAUCCGCUCUGAAAACAGCUGGCUUGAACGUCACAGUCUGCACACGCAAGUACAAUCCGAAACCCCAGCCUCAAACCCUUGACUCAUCACGCCAACAAAGGAGAAAGCUUCCGGCUCCCCCAGUCAAAGAUAAGGAUGCAGAGCAACAGUUGAGAGUGGUUCGACCGUAGUGGUUCAACAGCACAAGGAGCCUCUUCAGGACCCAACCCCACCUUCAGGCACCCCCCCUCCCCUCACCUCUAGACCCCCGGGGCCCUAUCACUCCAGUGCCUUGUUCCAGCAUCCGUCUCCAGCUCCAGUGGCCAAGGGGCCUACACCUGCCCUCUGUGCUAUCCCAUUUGGAGCUCUCCUCAGGGGCCAACAUCAGUCCCCUUGCUAUCCAAUCUGGAGCUCUCCUCAGGGGCCGUCAUCAACCCCCCUUCUACCCUAACUCGAGCUCUCUUCAGGGGCCAAAAUGAGCCCCCUUUCUACCCUAUCUGGAGCACUCCUCGCACAGGCAUGGCAUCAGCAAUCAAUAUCUCAAACCCUUCAUUUUCUCAGUCCAGCCCAGGACUGACUCCCUUAACCCUACCCAAUCUCCCACCCAUCCCUGGACCCCACUUCCACCCUCAACAGGAGGGCUCGACAGACAGUGUGUCUCUGCCUUAAAAUCUACAAACACUCCUCGCGAGACAUCUCACUGUCCAACUCUCAACAUAGGAAUAUGUGACUUUCCAUCUGUUGUACAGAAAAAUCCCUGUCCGUCAUUUUUUCUAUCUGUUUGCAAGAGUGUUGUAGGUGUUUGAAAUAAUGUAUGUAAAUGAAGAUGUGAAAAUCAUGUGAAAUCUAGUGUGAUACAUGUCUCAAAAGAGGUUGACCCAUGUUUUAUACUGUUCCCUUUCUCGCCAAUUAUAUGUCAUGAUAAACGACAGUUUCCCAACACAGCAGAGCCUGUUUAACAUGACCCUUGCAUUGG
This is a messenger RNA of Hypomesus transpacificus, 4107 nucleotides long. RefSeq names its product myosin VIIA and Rab interacting protein b (gene myripb). The transcript has 17 exons. Gene Ontology annotation, cellular component: cortical actin cytoskeleton. Gene Ontology annotation, biological process: intracellular protein transport. Lineage: Eukaryota; Metazoa; Chordata; Actinopteri; Osmeriformes; Osmeridae. Bases 149 to 3322 code for a protein of 1057 amino acids. Gene Ontology annotation, molecular function: actin binding; myosin binding; small GTPase binding. The record is from RefSeq and is a predicted model, not a curated record.